Neomonachus schauinslandi (Hawaiian monk seal) is the source of this 3675-nucleotide messenger RNA. It is a transcript of the gene PRDM15, whose product is annotated as PR/SET domain 15. The transcript has 24 exons. Gene Ontology annotation, biological process: cell fate commitment; regulation of transcription by RNA polymerase II. Lineage: Eukaryota; Metazoa; Chordata; Mammalia; Carnivora; Phocidae. Gene Ontology annotation, cellular component: cytoplasm; nucleus. The coding region runs from base 77 to 3499 and encodes 1140 amino acids. The record is from RefSeq and is a predicted model, not a curated record. Gene Ontology annotation, molecular function: DNA-binding transcription factor activity; RNA polymerase II cis-regulatory region sequence-specific DNA binding; histone deacetylase binding.
AGCUCAAAGCCCCCAGCCUCAUCACAAUAAAGGGGACCACACUGCUUGGUGCCUUUAAGACCUCCAGGUGUCAGAAAUGGCUGAAGACGGGAGUGAGGAGAUCAUGUUCAUCUGGUGUGAGGAUUGCAGCCAGUACCACGACUCCGAAUGUCCUGAGCUGGGCCCCGUGGUCAUGGUCAAAGACUCCUUUGUGUUAAGCAGGGCACGAUCAUCUCUCCCUUCCAACCUGGAGAUCAGGCGACUGGAAGACGGAGCCGAAGGAGUGUUUGCCGUGACCCAGCUCGUCAAGAGAACACAGUUUGGUCCGUUUGAGUCGAGGAGAGUGGCCAAAUGGGAGAAGGAAUCUGCGUUCCCGCUGAAGGUAUUCCAGAAGGACGGGCACCCCGUGUGCUUCGACACCUCCAACGAGGACGACUGCAACUGGAUGAUGCUGGUGCGGCCGGCAGUGGGGCCCGAGCACCAGAACCUGACAGCCUACCAGCACGGCAACGACGUGUACUUCACCACCUCAAGGGACAUCCCCCCGGGCGCCGAGCUGCGCGUGUGGUACGCCGCCUUCUACGCCAAGAAGAUGGACAAGCCCAUGCUGAAGCAGGCCUGCUCCGGAGCCCACGCUGCGGGCACGCCAGAAAGCAGCGCCGCGGUGGAGUCCGAGCCCAGCCCGUGGGUGUGUAAAGUGUGUUCUGCCACCUUCCUGGAGCUGCAGCUUCUGAACGAGCAUCUGUUGGGUCACUUGGAACAAGCCAAAAGCCUUCCCCCAGCCAGCCAGCAUGAAGCAGCUCCUGAGAAGGAACCAGAUGUGCCCCGGGGGGAGCCUCCUGCAGUUCCCAAGAGUGUCAGUGCCACCAAAGAGCAGAAGAAAAAGCCUCGAAGGGGGAGAAAACCCAAAGCAUCAAAACCUGAGCAGCCACUAGACAUCAUAGAAGGCAAGGAGCCAGCAGAGCCAGUGGCAGAGAUCAUUACCGAGGUCCCGCCGGACGAGCCCGUGGCCGCAGCGCCAGACGAGCGCAUCAUGGAGCUGGUUCUGGGGAAGCUGGCCACCAGCACUGGUGACACCGGCUCAGUGCCAAAGUUCCCGCAUCAUCAGAGCACCACCAUCGCCCUCAAGAGGAGCCUAAUUCUGUCGAGCCGGCACGGCGUCCGGAGGAAGCUUGUCAGACAGCUGGGGGAGCACAGACGGGUCUAUCAGUGCGGUAUCUGCAGCAAGAUCUUCCAGAACAGCAGCAACCUGAGCAGGCAUGUGCGCUCACAUGGCGACAAGCUAUUUAAAUGUGAGGAAUGUGCCAAGUUAUUCAGCCGCAAGGAGAGUCUGAAGCAGCAUGUCUCCUACAAGCACAGCAGGAACGAGGUGGAUGGCGAGUAUAGGUACCGAUGUGGCACUUGUGAGAAGACCUUCCGCAUCGAGAGCGCCCUGGAAUUCCACAACUGCAGGACAGAUGACAAGACGUUCCAAUGUGAGAUGUGUUUCAGAUUCUUCUCCACCAACAGUAACCUUUCCAAGCACAAGAAGAAGCACGGGGACAAGAAGUUUGCUUGCGAGGUCUGCAACAAAAUGUUCUACCGCAAGGACGUCAUGCUCGACCACCAGAGGAGGCACCUGGAAGGAGUGCGGCGGGUCAAGAGAGAAGACCUGGACACCGGCGGCGAGAACCUGGUCCGCUAUAAGAAGGAGCCCUCAGGAUGCCCUGUGUGUGGCAAGGUGUUCUCCUGCAGAAGCAACAUGAACAAGCACCUGCUGACCCAUGGCGACAAGAAGUACACCUGUGAGAUCUGCGGCCGCAAGUUCUUCCGUGUGGACGUGCUCAGGGAUCACAUCCAUGUCCACUUCAAGGACAUCGCGCUGAUGGACGACCACCAGAGGGAGGAGUUUAUCGGCAAGAUCGGCAUCUCCUCGGAAGAGAACGACGACCACUCAGACACGAGUGCGGACUCGGAGCCUCACAAGUACAGCUGCAAACGGUGCCAGCUCACCUUCGGCCGGGGGAAGGAGUACCUGAAGCACAUCAUGGAGGUGCACAAGGAGAAGGGCUACGGCUGUAGCAUCUGCAACCGGCGCUUCGCCCUGAAGGCCACCUACCACGCGCACAUGGUCAUCCACCGCGAGAACCUGCCGGACCCCAACGUGCAGAAGUACAUCCACCCGUGUGAGAUCUGUGGCCGCAUCUUCAACAGCAUCGGGAACUUGGAGCGGCACAAACUCAUCCACACAGGUGUGAAGAGUCACGCCUGCGAGCAGUGUGGGAAGUCCUUCGCCCGGAAGGAUAUGCUGAAGGAGCACAUGCGCGUGCACGACAACAUCCGGGAGUACCUGUGUGCCGAGUGCGGGAAAGGCAUGAAGACCAAGCAUGCGCUGCGUCACCACAUGAAGCUACACAAGGGCAUCAAGGAGUACGAGUGCAAGGAGUGCCACCGCAAGUUCGCGCAGAAGGUCAACAUGCUCAAGCACUUCAAGCGGCACACGGGGAUUAAAGAUUUCAUGUGUGAGCUGUGCGGGAAGACCUUCAGCGAGAGGAACACAAUGGAGACCCACAAGCUCAUCCACACAGUGGGCAAGCAGUGGACGUGCUCCGUGUGCGACAAGAAGUACGUCACCGAGUACAUGCUGCAGAAGCAUGUGCAGCUCACCCACGACAAGGUGGAGGCGCAGAGCUGUCAGCUGUGUGGGACCAAGGUGUCCACCAGGGCCUCCAUGAGCAGACACAUCCGGCGCAAGCACCCGGAGGUUCUGGCCGUGCGGAUUGAUGACCUGGACCACCUCCCAGAGACCACCACCAUCGAUGCCUCCUCCAUUGGCAUCGUCCAGCCUGAACUGAGUCUGAAGCAGGAAGAUCUGGCCGAGGGGAAGCACGUGAAAGCCGCCAGGAGGGCCCACAAGAGGAAGCAGAAGCCAGAGGUGGAGGCGGCGGGAGCCCCGGGGCCGGAGGAGGCCGCCUUCAGCGAGUACUCAGAGAAGGAGCCCGUGCUGUCGGGUGUGGGGGACGAAACCGACUCCGCGGUGCAGAGCAUCCAGCAGGUGGUAGUGACCCUGGGUGACCCAAAUGUGACCACUCCGUCGAGCUCAGUGGGCCUGACCAACAUCACCGUGACCCCUAUCACCACCGCCGCUGGGACUCAGUUUACCAAUCUCCAGCCCGUGGCUGUUGGGCACCUAACCACCCCGGAGCGCCAGCUGCAGCUGGACAACUCCAUCCUGACCGUGACCUUUGACACCGUCAGCGGCUCCGCCAUGUUGCACAACCGCCAGAAUGACAUCCAGAUCCACCCCCAGCCCGAAGCCUCGAACCCGCAGUCCGUGGCCCACUUCAUCAAUCUGACCACGCUGGUCAACUCCAUCACACCCCUGGGGAACCAGCUCGGCGACCAGCACCCGCUCACGUGGCGUGCGGUGCCGCAGACGGACGUCCUGCCGCCCCCCCCGCCGCAGGCGCCCCCCCCCCCCCAGGGGCCCCCCCCGCCGCAGGUGCAGGCCGAGCCCCAGCAGCAGAUGUACAGCUACUGAGUCGCGCGACCCGGAACUCAGACAGAGACCGACACACGGGUGUUCUUUUUUAUUUUUGAGAUUCGUUUGCUGGAUACCAAACCGAGAAAAAAAAAAUCUUAUGGCAAUGUGAGGUUGACUUAGCUUUGCAGAACUCUCUCCAGAUCCCCCGCCUGGCAUCACACUCUGUCGGCGCA